AUUGUAUUAUCGUUUGCCAUUUGAGAAGGUUGAUCGCUCUUCUCUAUGUUCUGAAAAUGUAAUUUAUUGUCGUCUCGAUAUUUCAUUAUCGUUUGUUUGUUAUUUGCAAAUUUAUCGAACGUUCGAUGGAUAUUUUAUAAUAUCAAUUCUAAUCGUAGAAAGGGCCUCCAUUUGGAAGGGGAAGUUUGAAGAGGGAGGAAACAUUAAAGAAAGUAGCUCAAGAGUUACAAUGGAGUAGAAACAAUACUAAAUCGCAUAAGAAUUUUGCAAGAGAAUCAGUCUCUUUCCUCUUCUUCCUUCUUCCGUAUUGAAGCCGCAAAAUGCAUAUUACGUUUUUGGUGAGUCAAGACUUUUUAUUUCAAAUGUCCUUCAAGCGACUCGUCAAUCAAUCAUUAAUGUAUCUUUCAAUGUUAAUUUAAAUAUUCCUAUAAAACGUUCAUAUUAAUUAAUGUUUUCUAUCCUUUACAAAUAUUCAUAUUAGAAUAUUACAGUCUUUUAUUUCUAAAAGCUGUAUGUAAAUACUAAAAGAUGUAUGUAAAUAGAUUGUGAGUCAUGAAUUUGAAAGCGAUGAGCCAUAAAGAACGCGUGAAAGCGAGACAAAUCAGGAUUGAAUUUACGCUUCUAACAAAUGCAGUUCUCGUAUGGGCAACCAACGUUUCCUCGCCAAAAAAUCAUCGAUUUUACGAAAAGGAUCAGCAAUUGAUACCACGCUAUAAAAAGGAUUCAAAAUCCAAGAUAAAGAAAGAUGUUAAGCUCGCAUUGCACGGUUCAAAAGAAAAUAAAUUCGACAGCAAUGAACGUUUGAAAGAAAAAGAAUACGUGAAUCCUUGGAACUUAUCCAAAGAGACUGACAGAAUACAAUUUCAAAUAGAAGGCCACAAAGGACCGCAAACGUACAUGUUUGGAUUCGAUACUGGACACGGAAAGAAUAGACAAUAUAGACUGGAAGAGAGGCUUCAAGAUGGCACGGUCAAAGGACAGUAUGGAUAUUAUGAUGCGAGAGGGAAAUUAAGAACAGUUCAGUAUAUUGCCAGACCCUUCGAAGGCUACGUGGAAAAACAUCAUGAAAGUAACACGCGAAAAUCAGAAAAUUAAACAGGUAAUAU
Messenger RNA from Hylaeus anthracinus, 1106 nucleotides. RefSeq lists its product as uncharacterized. Gene Ontology annotation, cellular component: chitin-based extracellular matrix. NCBI's taxonomy places the organism in Eukaryota, Metazoa, Arthropoda, Insecta, Hymenoptera, Colletidae. The coding region runs from base 553 to 1095 and encodes 180 amino acids. The transcript is spliced from 3 exons. Gene Ontology annotation, molecular function: structural constituent of chitin-based larval cuticle. The record is from RefSeq and is a predicted model, not a curated record.